Molecule: messenger RNA, 2012 nt
Organism: Lindgomyces ingoldianus
Lineage: Eukaryota; Fungi; Ascomycota; Dothideomycetes; Pleosporales; Lindgomycetaceae
Exons: 5
Coding region: 9-2012 (667 amino acids)
Source: RefSeq, a predicted model, not a curated record
UGGCCUUCAUGACCCACUACAGCUGCAUCCUGUGUGGGUUCGUCAUCCGCUCUUCAGCCAGCGACGCCGCCGAACAGUGGCUAAGGGAAUAUCGUGCAAUCUAUUCCCACCCAUCAGGCUAUUCGGUAACGGGCAUCGGAUGCUAUGAUGGCAGCGCGUCCUGGACUGCGCCGUCGGACCCUGCUCGGCGAUGGGACGACGACGAUAGCAACCUUCGGCCGCAGGAGUUACCAGUGAUGCGACAACCUCCGCUGCAUGGUCGCCACGGAUUUGUUCUGCAUGACGCUUGCUGGAUGUUGUUGCGCAGGGCAUGGGGCCCAGAAGAGAUCAGGGUCGACCGGCUUGUAGAAAUGUGCGAAUCUAUACCGUUUCCCCUUCGCACCAACGGCCUGGGCUGGCAGCACCGCUACGGAGGCCUUGUAGACCUGGACACCCAAAACUAUUUUCCGUGGCAAGAAACCUUGUUCCUGCCCCGCGAGGCCACCCCAGUUUUCUUAGACGUUGCCGCAAACCCCUACGACGUGCCAACCAUGCCUGCAAUCUUGUUAGGCUGUGCAAAACCUCAACCGGUCCGGGGUACGGAGAAAACUGCCCAUGAUUGUUUUUCUCGCCUGGCAUGGGAGCUUCGUGAGGCUAUUACCGUGUUGCUUACUACUGCAGGUGCGCUGACAUUGCGCCAGGCAUCCGCUUCAUUCCUGCCGCUGCUAUCGAGCAGUGCUUUCUGGGCCUCUCGAUUCGCAGGCGACUGGGAAAGAGGCUUCGUCUUCGAAAUGCACGGGUGUCGAGAGCCUACAGAUUGGCUAGAGUUGUACCGGCUAACCAGUCGGAAAAGCGGCCCCACUGGCCUGCGAAAUAGGUCUCGCGUUUGGUACAUCAUCAAACCACUAAUAGAGGUUGCUAGGCUUGAGCGUAACGAAGGCCUGCCACCUACAACUGAACUGACUAUACGGCCGCCCUGGUCUCAAGUGACUGGUGACAUAAAUUUUGAUGAGCUCGAAAGAAACUGGAGACCUAUUGAGCAAGGGUGUUACUCUCUACGCACUAUUAUCGUCCCAGUGCCUGAAUGUCUCUUGAAAAUUGGAGUGUCAACAAUCAGCUUUAGCACUACGAGCUACGUCACAGGACUUCGUUUUGUUGCAGAUAGUGCAUCUGACGUCCGUAUUGGGUACAUUUCUAGCAGCGAGACCUUCUUUACACUACAAGAAUUAUUCGGAUUUAAGGUUGCAGUAUCCCCUGGCGGACUCAGAGCCUUACAAAUUGUCGGCAAGAAUAGUCACUUGUCCCAGUGGCUUGGAUGUCUAAGCGGUGUUCCAGUUUCAGAGCGCUUGAUUAGAUCACAGCCUAUUAAAGCGGUAUCCGUUAGACUUGAUGGAUUCAAAAUAGUUGGCCUGGGUGUUAGUGCGCUAGACGCCAUUUCAGACCAGGACCUUGGAACCACUGGUCCGCCACUGCGAGAGACGGCUCUAUGGUACCCUAGCAAGCCACCAAACGAACUCUAUCUGAAUGAAAGCUCGUUUACAGGCCAGAACCCAUGCCAUAUCGGCUACCGUCCACUGUUAUGGAACCAUUUCGGUGGACAACGAGGCAGCGAUCUUAAAAACAUUGUGGGACUGUUUGUCCAGAGUAGGUACCGGUUGAGCGCUUUGGAAUUCGUGUACGAUGGUAUCUGCGGAUAUUCAUCAAGUAAGCUUGGUCGAUGCAAUGACGAGGUGGUUCACCCGGGACCAAUGUUCAUUAUUGAUGGCGUUCAUGGCGAACUUAUUACAUCCGUCUCUGUUCACGUCGAAAAAGAUAAACAUCCAGGGGACUACGAUUUCUUACGAUACGGGCUUUUGAAAUGCUUCAGAAUAACAACCAAUCGAGGCCGAGAGUUCCAAAGUAAUGUAGACUGCAAUCAUUCAGAGAUGCAGUCCUUAACUAUUGCUGCGGGAACAACAAUUACUGGUCUCUAUACGAGUUAUGACCCACAGUAUGGUCUUAUUAGCCUAGGGGUAAUCUCAGAAUUACUUUGA